UGUUGAUUUAGAGAUCGUCUUUGGUAUCGAGAGUCUGGAUCCCAAGCCCGCCUUGGAUCCCGAUUCAGAUGCUAGCUUGGGUCACAUUAUGGAUCCCGAUUUGGGAACUGGCUUGGAUGAAGAGGGGCUCACGUCAUGA
Dentiscutata erythropus is the source of this 139-nucleotide messenger RNA. NCBI's taxonomy places the organism in Eukaryota, Fungi, Glomeromycota, Glomeromycetes, Diversisporales, Gigasporaceae. The record is from the annotation of a GenBank genome assembly.